Carcharodon carcharias (great white shark) is the source of this 1501-nucleotide messenger RNA. RefSeq names its product growth hormone inducible transmembrane protein (gene ghitm). The record is from RefSeq and is a predicted model, not a curated record. The coding region runs from base 155 to 1201 and encodes 348 amino acids. The transcript has 9 exons. NCBI's taxonomy places the organism in Eukaryota, Metazoa, Chordata, Chondrichthyes, Lamniformes, Lamnidae. Gene Ontology annotation, cellular component: mitochondrial inner membrane.
ACCCGCCCCGCGGCCUUGUGGGAAUUGUAGAAACCGCCUCUGCUGUCAGGGCGCAUGCGCAGUGAGAGGCAGAGAACAUUCCGGAAGAAGAGAUUCGGAGUGCGCAACAGCCGGACACAGAGCGUUACUGACCAGAUUUAGAUGCUGUGACAUCAUGUUGGUGGCAAGGUUCACUUGUCUAAGGAACUUACCAGCCCUGAGCCUACGGCCUGUUCUCACCCAGGGGAGACCAGCAUGGAGGAACUGCAACCUGAAAACUACUCAAUGGCUUCUGCAACCCAAACAGAAUUAUGCCACCAAGCCACGUGUUAGCAUACGACGGGCAAAAACAAUGCGUGAAAAGAUGAAGGAAGCACUGUUGAGCCCUUCACUGGAAACUGCAGCCAAAUUUGACUCCACAGGAAGAUUGUUUGUGGCUGGUGGAGCAGCUAUUGGUCUUGGGGCACUUUGUUACUACGGAUUGGGAAUGUCCAGUGAGAUUGGAGCCAUUGAAAAAGCUGUUAUCUGGCCACAGUAUGUGAAGGAGAGAAUCCGUUCCACGUACAUGUACUUUUCGGGCAGUAUAGGGCUUACUGCACUAUCUGCUGUAGCAAUCUGCAGAUCACCAGCAAUCAUGAAACUCAUGAUGAAGAAUUCCCUCCUGGCAAUAGGAGCAACAUUUGCAGCAAUGAUAGGAGCAGGUAUUUUGGUGAGAUCUAUACCGUACGAGGAAGGGCUAAAUGCUAAACACCUAGCCUGGAUGUUGCAUGCCGGUGUGAUGGGAGCUGUGGUUGCUCCAUUGACCCUUCUUGGUGGCCCCAUCCUGAUGAGAGCCGCUUGGUACACAGUCGGGAUUGUGGGUGGCCUCUCCACUGUGGCUAUGUGUGCUCCAAGUGAGAAGUUCCUGAACAUUGGUGGACCAUUGGCUGUUGGGCUGGGAUUGGUUUUUGCUUCCUCCAUAGGCUCCAUGUUCCUGCCCCCCACCUCUGCAUUCGGUGCUGGCCUGUAUUCUGUGGCUAUCUAUGGAGGCUUGGUGCUUUUUGGCAUAUUCCUGUUGUCUGACACCCAAAAGGUGAUUAAACAAGCAGAGAUCUACCCAGUGUAUGGCGUUAAGAAAUUUGAUCCCAUUAAUGCGUGUAUGGGGAUUUAUAUGGAUACAUUAAACAUCUUCAUUCGAGUAGCAGCUAUACUGUCAAACAGUGGCUCUACCAGGAGGAAGUGAUGGGAAGAGAGACUGACUGACUGUACGCAGGGGAUUUCUGUGAAUCUGCUAAUCAGAGCCAAGCAUAAUACCUCUGAACCAGCUAACAAUAAAGGGACAAUAGUGAAAUAGGCGUUCUUUGCACCUCCUUUGUUUUCUGUGAAGAAUAAAAUCAAAGUUAUAGUCUGGUAUAUUGUGUUCUAUAUGCACGAGAGAGAAGCAAUGUUACUAUAUUUUAAAGAUUCGAAAGCCAUUUUCUUGCAGUUUCAAAAAUACUUUGUGUUUGAGCUGCUUUAUUUAAUAAAGUUUUAUCAAAUGGAA